Messenger RNA from Aphidius gifuensis, 1074 nucleotides. RefSeq names its product mitochondrial carrier homolog 2-like. The coding region runs from base 146 to 1057 and encodes 303 amino acids. The transcript has 7 exons. The record is from RefSeq and is a predicted model, not a curated record. Lineage: Eukaryota; Metazoa; Arthropoda; Insecta; Hymenoptera; Braconidae.
CUCCAUCAAUGUACAGCGCAGGUUAGAUUGAAAGAAACAGUCAAUGAAAAUUAUAACAAAAAAAAAAAAAAGGAGUGUAAAUUAGUGUAAAUAAUUAGUUAAAGAAUUUAUUAUCAAAUUAAUUUUAAGAGAUUAUAAAUUAUUUAUGAUGAUUGAAUCAAGAGAUUCAAGGACUGAAAAAUUAUGGUCUGGAAUGGCCUUUCGCAUGUUGGUGGAUACAGUCUCUCAUCCUCUCCAUUAUGCAAAAGUUUUAAUUCAGAUUGGUCAUGAGCCAAUACCACCAUGGGCCACCAGAACAUUAUUUGGAAAACCAGCUUUAGCACUGCCAAAUAUUUUUCAAUAUGUAAGAUAUAUCAAAAGUGUUGAUGGUUUUACUGGAUGUUAUCGUGGUCUUGUGCCAAGAUUAUGUGCACAUUCAGUAAGUGCUAUUGCCGUUGACAGUACUGGUGAAUCAAUUUUGUUUACUGAAUAUUAUCCAGAAAUUGAAAGAGAUAAAGAUGUUGAUGUUGAUGAUUUACCUGAUCAUCAAAGGAGAGCAAUUUAUGUUCGUGAACUUGUCAAAGAUAUAACUUGUCGAGUUGCUGGUAUUAUUAUCAGUCAUCCAUUGGAUGUCAUUACAAUCAGAGCAAUGGCACAAUUUGUUGGUGGUGAAACAAAAUACAAUGGUGUUUUUUCAUCUAUAAUAGAGAUAUACCAAGAAAAUGGAUUAACUGGUUUUUAUUCUGGUCUUUUACCACGUUUAAUUGCAAAUAUUUCAACAUUGGUACUUGUCAGUGGUACAACAUAUAUUUUAAAUAAACAUUUUAUUCGUGAUCGUGAAAUUCGAGGCUAUACUGCUGAUGCAAUGACAUUCCUAUCGAGAAAUAUUACAGAUCCAUUUUUGGUUGUUUAUCAUUGCAUGGCUGUCAACAAUUCUGGAUUAAUUGCUGGUUCACCACCACACAUGCCAAUUUACAAUCGUUGGACUGAUUGUUGGAGACACUUGGCAUCAAUAAAUGGUCUUAAACGUGGAAGUAGUGUGCUCUGGCGUUAUUACACUGCCCCACAAAUUAUGUAAACCAAAUUUAAUAAUUU